AUGGGGCGAUUGCCUCUCGACGGCAAGGUUGUCUUGGGUACCUCGCUUCCCAAGGAUUCGUUAUCCGUACUGGGCGCCAUUGCUUUCUUUGACAGCAGCCCCGAGCCGGCUCCCUGCCCAAAAACGUCCACCAUUCAAUCAGCCACACGGCCCCAGCAAAGCCAGCUAGUCGGUUCCAUUGGAGAUCAAUUUGCUGGUGAAGCAUUAGAAUUUGGUCACGGACGGCCCCCUAUCACGCUCUUUGUCAAGACAAUAUGCGACUCGUUCCUCGCCCUGACCGUCAAAGCUGCUCGAUCGGUUUCGGCUCGUAGCCUUUCCGCAAACCAGAACGACAACAACAACAACAACAGAAAUCCUCUUUUUUUGGGCUUGCCAUUGAAGAUGCUCGGCCAGUGGCAAUGUGAUCAACAGUCAUCAUCCAUCAGUAAAACCGGGAGGAUCGCCGGCAAUCCCCUUCUCUGGCAAUCUAGUACCCAUCUUUUUAGACCUCUCUGCGUCACCUGGGUUGCGGGAGCCAUGUUAAGCGGCGCACAUCGGCUGCCACCCUCUCCGUGGAGGAGCAAGCCAAUCCGAGGCACGAGACAGAAGAAUAUCAAACAGGGUCUGAAUGCAACGCGUUUCACCUCGCACUUGGCCAACCCCGUCAUCGGGGGCAAAGAAGCCGGUAUGGCGUCAGAUCUCUCGACAGCCUUUAAUGCGCAUGAGCUUGUUUUCUCAUGUGUCAUCAAGAACCUUCGCACAAAUCGUCACAAAAUCAUUACGAUUGUAGAUCAGGUUCCUCGAUAUGAAUGA
Cordyceps militaris CM01 is the source of this 792-nucleotide messenger RNA. RefSeq lists its product as uncharacterized. The coding region runs from base 1 to 792 and encodes 263 amino acids. The record is from RefSeq and is a predicted model, not a curated record. The transcript has 6 exons. NCBI's taxonomy places the organism in Eukaryota, Fungi, Ascomycota, Sordariomycetes, Hypocreales, Cordycipitaceae.